This is a messenger RNA of Micromonas pusilla CCMP1545, 2560 nucleotides long. RefSeq lists its product as uncharacterized. The record is from RefSeq and is a predicted model, not a curated record. NCBI's taxonomy places the organism in Eukaryota, Viridiplantae, Chlorophyta, Mamiellophyceae, Mamiellales, Mamiellaceae. The transcript has a single exon. The annotation marks the transcript as partial.
AUGCCGCUGCCCAUCGGCGUCAUCGGCGGCCCGAAUCGCAGCGCGUUCGGGGUCGACGAGGUGAAGUACUGGCGCGUCGCCAAGACGCCCGCGGAGAUUUGGCUGGAAAAGGACGAGUACCUCGGCGGAUACGAGCCGGAUUUGGUAUCGUACCUGCCGCUGGAGGAGGGCUGCGGGAACACCACCGCGGAUCGCGCCGACGCGGCGAAGACCGCCGGUCGCGGCGUGUGGCGCCUGAACAAACCGAACGGGGACUGGUACCCGGCGCGAGGGGCGCGGUAUCCCACCGUGGAUCCGACGUUCAAGUGCGCGAAGCUCGCGGCGGUGUUCCCCUCGGUCGUCCCGCCGCAGGGCGGGACGAUCGUGACGCUCUACGGCUCCGGUUUCGAGCGCCCGGGACCGCCCCUGGCGUUGCAUCUGAACGCGACCCCGGGCCCGGUCCUGGAGAACCACACGAACGUCGCCGCGGAGUGCCGGUUCUCGUACCGAGGCGAAGACUCGCCGAACGUCACGCGUUGGACGCGCGCCUUCGUCAAAUCCGACGACGUCGUGAUGUGCGAAGUCCCGCCCGCGCUCGACGCGAGACGCGGCAACGUCAGCGACGUCGAGUGGUACCCAUCCGGCGCGUCCACCGUGGAGUUCUGCAACCCCGCGUUCGGGUGCUGCUCCGCGCCGUCGUCGCUCAGCGCGCCUCACGUCAAGCGGAUGUCGCCCGCGAAUUACACGCCGCCGAGCGCUGUCGCCGACCCGAGCGACCACGCGGCGAUCACGUACCGAACCGCCGUCGCGACGUCGAUGUCGCCGUCGCACGCGGGCGCGCGAUCCGGCGCGUUGCUCACCAUCCGCGGCCGCGGGUUCGUGAGCGGCGACGGCGCGGAGCCCGGGACGCGCGGCUCCGGACGCGCGUUCAACCGCGGCGGCGCCGGCGUCGAGGGCGACGCCGGCGGGGAGGUUGGCCAGUCUGGGGAGACGUAUUGUCGGUUCACCGUCUUCGGCGGCGGCGCGCCCGGCGUCGGCGGCGGGAUGGUGGAUAACACGAGACAAAACGCCGGGAUCUCGAGCGUUACGCCCGCGCCGCCGCCGCUGCCGCCGCCGCCGUCGGCAUCGGCGUCGCUCGCGCGCGAGACGGCGUCGAAGCUGUCGUCCACGGAAGCGGCCGAGGCGCUUCGAAAGGCGGGGAGGAACAGAGCGCCGCCGCCGAGGGGGACGGGGCGGCUCACGACGACGGCGACGGUCGUCAACGGCGCGACGUUGACGUGCGAGCUUCCCGCGUUUCCCGCGGCGUUCUUACCGACCGGCUCCAGGAUCUCCGCGAUCGUGACCGUCGUCCUGAACGGCGGCUCGCACGAGGUGAGGGUCCCGGACGUCGUCCUCAUCGCCGCGCCGGAGGCUCCGGGGCCGAACCUCGCGCUCGCGCCCGACUCGCCGUUUAUUCGCGCGCCGACCGCGCUUCGCGACGCCGGCGCCGCGCACGGCCCCACGAACCGCGCGUCGGCGUUCCCCGCGAUCUCCAUCCUCGGCGACGCCGCCGGCGGCGCCUCCGUGGUGAUCGUCGCCCCGGACCCGGCGGUCGGGCCGGGCGCGGCGACGCGCGACCCGCGCGACGACGCGAGCGGCGGCGGCGGCGGCGGGAGACGCGCGGCGACGCCGACGCGCGCGUUCCCGGACCGUUGGGGCGGCGCGGACGACGUCGUGUACGGCGCGACGUUGGCGGACGGCAACCACACGUGGUUCACCCUCGGCGGGUUCCUCGACGCCGCGUGCGCGUUCGGGACGAUUCGCCCUGUGCACGCGCGGCCGUUCGGCGCGCGAGCCGCGGAGUGCAUCGCCCCGGCCAAGCCGCGCGACGGCGGCGGCGGCGUGCCGUUCGCCGCGACGUUGUUCGCGUCCGCGGCGCGGUACGAGCGCGUCGCGGCGCCGGCGCUCUCGCCGGGGACGGAGACGGAGACGGACGACUUUAACACCCCGAGCGUGACGUUCGAGUGGACGACCCCGAUCGAGCUCGUCGCCGCGGUCCCCGGGGUGUUACACGUCGAGUCGCCGCACUUUGGCGUCGGAAGAGACGGCGGCGGGUUCCUUCACGCGUACGGCGCGAACCUGCCGUCCGUCGCGGCGACGGCGACGUGCCAGUACGCGUACAACCGCACCGGCGCGAUCGCGUUCGAGUUUGAGGACGCCGAAGAAGAACACCUCCGCGGCGGACCCGGGUUUCACGCCUCGUUCGUCGCGCUCAACGCGAGCGCGCGCGGCGGAGCGCUCGCGGCGACGGCGCGGAACGAGACGUCCGCGAUUCGAUGCGCGCCGCCGUUUCGCGAGCGCGGCGGGUUCGUCGCCGUGAGCGUAGACGUCGACGUGCGCGUCGCGCGCGGGCUCGACGGCGGCGGCGCGAUCGCCGUCGGCGCCGGCGGCGGGUCCGGUCGAGCCAUCUCCGGCGCGUCGACGCUCGGCGGACGCGGCGACGCGCAGGCGCUCGUCAUGCUCCGCGUCGACGCCGAGGUUUGGUCGCUCGCGUCCGCGCCCGGUCCGAACGACGGCGGGUGGCUCCUGAAGCUCCUCGGCA